Messenger RNA from Magallana angulata, 2990 nucleotides. RefSeq lists its product as uncharacterized. NCBI's taxonomy places the organism in Eukaryota, Metazoa, Mollusca, Bivalvia, Ostreida, Ostreidae. The record is from RefSeq and is a predicted model, not a curated record. Bases 180 to 2606 code for a protein of 808 amino acids. Gene Ontology annotation, molecular function: protein binding. The transcript is spliced from 5 exons.
UAUCAUAACAGGCCGGAUUGUAAAUCGAUGGAGGGAGAAAGAUGUUCAGAAAAUCAGACAAAUAUUUUGAAUAAUCAGAAAUUGACGUGACUCUUGUACACCAAAUUUAGUUGUUUUGUAAGGAAAGAAUCAUUUUGGAAAAGAUUUGAGUCACUGCUGCAACAAACCUAGACAUCAAGAUGAAUUGUUACCAAAAGUUCUACACCAACCAGAUCCAUUCCAGCUCUUUGCUUUGCCAGUUGGCAACUAUGUGGAAGAGCCAGGUACUCUGUGAUGCAAUCAUCAGAACUGGACCAGUUAUUACAAGGGCUCACAGAGUUGUUUUAGUUGCUGCUUGCCCUAUGUUACAGUCUAUGGACAAUGCAUCCAUGGGUUCACACCUUGAAGUUCGCUUAGCAGCUGAAAUAAAACAAGAUUCCAUAAAUACGUUCCUACAGUACCUGUAUGAAGGCUUCAUGAUGCUAACAGAAGAAAACUGCAGAGAUGUGGAGAAAAUAGCUCGUCUGUUGCAAGUGGACAGUGUAAUCAAAUGUUGUGCUGACUUCCAAAAAUGUCUAAAUGCUGCAACUGGUGCACCAGUAUCAAAGGAUACCCAAUACAAGUACACAUCCUAUGACAUGCUUGAAUUUCGUCAUGUCAGGUCAUCAGAUUUACAGAAGAGCAUAAACAUGAAGAGAAUGUCCAGCUUCACCGGCCCUUCAAGUCCAGGCAGCAAGAGGCAAAGAAUGGGUAGACCUUCUAGUCCACAUAUUGAUUCACAUUCCUCUAGUCACAGAGCAGAUGACACAUUAUCCAUGGCCCACAGUUAUCGUAAUAGCCAGCCAGACCCUUGGGAUAGAGUGCCUAGAUUAGGAGCAGGGACAAGGCCUGCUGCACAACCAGGGGUCAUUGAUAUAGUUGAGGAUUGCCUUGAAAUCAUUCAAACAGAAGAACCAGAGAAAGAUGCUAGAGGCAUGAUCAAACCAGAUUCUCGACCCAAACAAAAGUCUGUCUCCAUUGGGGUAUCCAGCCAGAUGAAUGCUAACACUGAUGUUCAUGUUGUCAACAUAUCAGACCCUGGUGGUUCAGUGGGACCACCAAAACAGGUCACCGCAAAUGGUUCUCGGGGCUCCAUUACAGUAAACCCUCUUACCAUGUUCAGUGAACCUCCUCCUUCACAGGGUCCUGCCAGGGCUCCAGACUGUUCCAAUGAUGUCCAAGUACCAAAUUCAGUACCAGUUUCAGAAACAGCAAGGAAAGAAAACUUUGUACAUGCUUUGACACCUCAACCACCUCAACAACCUGUGUUUCCAACUAUGACUCCAAUCUCCAGGACAACAAAUAAACCAUUCGCUGCAGGGAGUGCCACCCAGGUUUCCACAGCAGAGAGUGGAGCCAAAAACCCAGCCGAAAAUGAUGGCGAGGAAUCACAGGAUCAAGGAAACAGAAUUGAGUUAUCAGAAGAGUUGUCUCCCAGCUCCUCUGCUGACAAGCCCCCUGAUAUCAGUAUAGUUAAAGUGGAAUCUGCAGAAGGACACACUGGUGGACUCGAUAUGUUUGUGGACAUGCCAGAAGAAGCUAUGAUGCGAAUGAAAGCUGGAAUGGAUGACAGCAUGGAAAAUGAAGAUGAAAGUGACCCCGAGCAUGACCAGUCCCAGGAUCUACAGCGUGACGACAUGUCCAACGAGGCCAGCAAUGUCAGCGGCGAUCAGAACAACUCAUGGUACAUAGGACAGUUUAAGGAAUGGCUUUUGCAUAAUGGCUACAAUGCAGACUUCGAAAUGAUUGAUGCGUCCAAGUUAAAUCUCAUCCUCUGUCAAUACUACGAGGACACCGUGUCCAUUACCUGCACUCCUUUAGAAAUCUUUCCAUCGCUACUAACGCUCCAUCUUAGCUCUGCCCCUUAUUACCGCAACAUUGACGUGGAAAAUGACCCCGAGUUCAGGUCCUCCAAUAGCAUGUUAAGGAAGACCCCUGUUUAUCUGGAUGACGCCGAAAGGGGAGAGGUGGUUAACCAAAACAUAUCGAUAUCUUUUGCGGAUUUGAGGAAAGUGUAUGCGUCGCCGGUGCUGGGGCUGAACGAUCGACAUACCCUACAGAACAAAGUAUGGCUCGAUAUCAAUCUUUAUUUCGGAGGGUUUACUCGCCAGUUGUUGCGUAACAUGUCGAAGAAAACGUUUCAUUGUUGUACAGACCUUAACAAUGGGAGAAAAUACUACAAAAUACAAGAUCCCAAAGUUGCACUGCAGUUAACAGCCAGAAUGUAUGAACAGCCUGGGAGUCCUUAUUGUCCCGUCUAUUCGUUCGAGCUAUAUUUAUCAAAACUUAAUACAGAUUCAACGGUCUUCUUUCAGCAGCCAAUGGGAUAUGAAGAAUUUCAAAAAACAGGAUUAUGGUAUUCUACCAGUCCGAUAGGUAAAAACAAUCAGAGUCGAAAGCUUACUAACAUAUGCCAGAGUGUUGGCAUAAAAUUAAACUUUAGGAACACGUCCAUACGCCACUUGUGUCGCAUUGUUCGGGAGAAAAACCCCGAAUACACUCCACUGUACAGUGAUCGACUCUUCCGAAUUUUAACUUCUAAUGAAAUGGAGUCUGAAAGUUUAACAGGAGAAGACAUGAUGUAUUAAUGUCUGCAUAUUUUGAAGAAAAGAAAACAACAAACAAAAACGUAACCUAAAACAUUUUACCGAAUUGUUGUUGAACAUACAGCGUUUUAGUACGUGGACUGCCAAUACAAGGUUUGUCGUAGAAGCCUUACGUUUGAUGACAGAAUGGUAUUUUUAAAAGUUCUUGUUAUUUUUUUCCAAAUAAUAAUUUAAUAAUUUUCUUCUUCCAAAUAUGAGGGGAAGAAGUUUUAAAAAGGGUCGGUUGUUGACAUACAAUUUGAACCUCCCGGAAAGGAAGAACUAAGUACGAAAGUACCUUAAAUGAGUUUAUUCAAAAUAACGAUCUUAAGAGUAAUGCAUGUGUGUUUGUAGCUUUUUAUUAAAUUAAAGCUUUUGAAACUUGGA